AUGGGUGCCUUCCUCUCCCAGAUUUCCGGGAGCAAGAAGCGAAGGCAAAACGCAUUGACAAGGAAGGGAGGUCCAAAUGUAUCAAUGAUGGACACGAAAUUACCAAGAGGUCCUUCACAGCACACCCUCAAGAGGGUCACGAAGGUCAAGCCCAAGGUCGACAGACGUUGUUCCAAAUGUAGCAAGGCAAUCCCGGAGAGUGUUCAGAUCUACUGGAACCCACUCGAGCCAGAUGAGAAGUCCAAGAUGUGGUGCAAAAGCUGUUUCCCUUAUUGGGAUAAUCACAGCUCGGGUAAAAUGGUUGCCCAUCAGAAAAAAGCAAAAGUCAGUCAAAUGAAGCAAAAGACGACCGCACACAAAGCUACAGUCUGGCGAUAUUCUCACUUUGAAUACGACCAACCCGGUGAAUCUUCCUUUGCCAUUAAUGAAAUUACUUCGACUUCAGUGGGUUUUUCAUCGAAUAUUGGCGAUGAGUGGCACGGCCGACGCGUUAGAAGAAGAUUUAAACCCGGAUUCGCACAGGCCGGCGGAUACAGGGCUAUGCUGGAGAAACGAAAGCAUCGUUUACUGCCUAUGGUCUGGAGGCAGAUUACAGAUUUGCCCGAUUUCGAAUGUGAAGAAUGCAAGGUAACUCGCCUGGAGAGGUGGAUACUCACUGUCCAUAAUGGAGUGGCAAGACUAUCCUGUCUCAAAUGUCGCAAAGGUCUGUAUGAUGGUGCCAGGAAGACGAAAGAUGCCGGCCGGUCUCGGGCCUUAUGCCUCAGGCCGCUCACCGCCCGCCACGCACGUUAAUGGUUUUCUCAGUCGGAUAGUCUCAUGUAGUCUGAAUUCAUCCAUCAUCCACGUCCUUGACAAAAAAUACAAAUGGGGUAAUAACAUCUUCCAAGCAAUUCAGUCAAUGCAAGCAUUUCAUCAGUGCUUGAAAAGAGUCGCUAAGAUUGACAACAGUCUGCAGGCAAUCAGAGCACGAAAGGCAAAGGUCGUGGGUGAACGUAGUGAAGGCUUUGGGGCGAAGAAAGACCCGGGCUAAAUGCGACAAAUGCUAUUGGGAAGACCGGAUGAUACGAGAAAUUAUCAGGGUAAGGCUUCCUUGCACUCAUGACGAG
Aspergillus brunneoviolaceus CBS 621.78 is the source of this 1106-nucleotide messenger RNA. RefSeq lists its product as uncharacterized. The transcript is spliced from 3 exons. The coding region runs from base 1 to 792 and encodes 263 amino acids. The record is from RefSeq and is a predicted model, not a curated record. NCBI's taxonomy places the organism in Eukaryota, Fungi, Ascomycota, Eurotiomycetes, Eurotiales, Aspergillaceae.